AUGAGAAAGUCUGUGAGUGUAUCGUCUGAGAGCUCCCUGCCGCCGCCGGAGGACGACGUGGACUCGGUGUGCUCCGACGAGCUGCUGGGCUCGCAGUCCCGCCGCUGGCUGGCGGAUAUUCUGAGCGGGGGCAUGCCGCCGGAGAGCGGCGAAGUGAGCCCGGUGAGCGGGCUGUUCGUGGACUUUAACUUCCCCCUGGGAGAGCUGGAGAUGCAGCCCGGGGUCAAGUGGAAGCGACCAAAGGAACUCUGUUCAUCACCUCAGUUCAUAGUAGAUGGCGCAACGAGGCUGGAUGUUCGCCAGGGGAAACUCAGUGACUGCUGGUUACUUUCGGCUAUAGCGUCUCUCUCCAUGAAUCAAUCGCUGCUCAAGAAGGUUGUGCCUCUGGGCCAGGGCUUCCAAGACGGAUACAAUGGUUGCUUCACUUUCAGGUUCUGGCAGUACGGUCAGUGGGAGGAGGUACGGAUCGAUGACCUGCUGCCCACUGUGGACAACAAUCUGAUCUUCCUCAGCUCUCCAGAAGGACAAGAGUUCUGGAGCGCCCUGCUGGAGAAAGCCUACGCCAAGUUGAAGGGUGGCUACCGAGCUCUGGACAUGGGCUUCCCUCAUGAGGCCAUGGUGGAUAUGACGGGCGGGGUGACAGAGGUUUUACAGGUGGCCUCACUUCCCAGAGACUUGCCGACCUUCCUCAGACACCUGCUGGUCAGAGGAGCACUCAUCAACUGUGCCAACUGCCAGGGUCCUCUGGAGCAGAGGAAUGAACUGGGAAUCAUGUUUAGACAUGCCUACGCUCUGACUGCAGUGGAGAAGGUGAGGACGACACACAGCACUGAAUAUCUGGUGCGAAUCCUCAAUCCUUGGGGCAACACAGAGUGGGAGGGGCCCUGGAGUGACUUCAAAGGUAAAGAGUGGAACACAGUGAGCAUUGAGGAGCAGAAACGACUCGGCAGAGUCAGACAGGAGGACGGAGAGUUCUGGAUGUCGGUGUCGGACUUCCGACAGAACUUCGAGGUGAUGGAGGUCUGUCACCUGACCGAGGCUUUCAGUGAACCGGGCUCCAGCAUGUUGCCUUUGAGCUGCAUUAUGCAUCAUGGCAACUGGGCGCCGAAUAUCACAGCAGGAGGCUCUCCUCAAGGAGGUUGGUUCUAUCAGAACCCCCAGUUCUACUUUGUUCUGUCAAAGGCGGACCAAAACCCCGACAGCGCUCAGAAGACCUGCUCCUUCGUUUUGGCUCUGAUGCAGAAACACCAGAGACGAAGAGGCAUUAGUCUAGCCAUCGCCCUUCACGUAUACCCGGCCCAUCCUAAGAAUACGUACCUGUCCCGCGAGGACCUGAGCGUGCUCCGCCCAGUCCUCUACAGCCCCCAGUAUGUCGCACGGCGGGAAGUUGUUCUUCGUGGCUCGCUCCCACCGGGUUGCUACAUCAUCAUCCCCUCCACCGGAGAGCCUAAUCAGCCGGGAGCCUUCCUCCUGCGGGUGCUGACGGAGCAGGGCAACAAUGCCACACCAGCUCGAAAACCAUCAACAGAAGACGUCGCAUCAAUAACAGAGCUUUCAUUUCCUCACCAAGCUGCCCUCCCUUCACCUCAGGCCAUCAGACAGUUAUUUCAGAAACACUGCAACAAGAAGGGAUUUUGCAAACCACUGCACCUCUACAAACUUCUGACUGAGGCCAUUCAGGGUGGAGUGCUGGCAGGAAGCGAGAAGUACUUGGCUUUGGAGCACUGCAAGAGCCUGGUGGUCCUCAUGGAUAGCCAAGGCAUCGCUCAGCUAAACUGGCCCGAGUUCCAGAGUCUUUGGGACAAGAUCAGGAAGUGGACGGAUAUCUUCCUCAUGUAUGACAAGGACAAAACUCAGCACCUCGAAUAUCAGGAGGUCAUGCCCUCGCUGAAAGCAGCAGGCAUCCGGGUGGACGAGUUGGUGAUGCAGCUGGUUGGACUGAGAUACACGGAGCCAGACAUGACCAUCAGUUACCCCGGCUUCCUGUACCUGCUGAUGAAACUGGAGAGCAUGAUCCACAAAUUUCAAGCAUACGACGUGAUGGGAACGGGAGCAGUAACCAUCAGCUACAGACAGUGGCUCCACAUGACCAUGUACAACUGAACUGAACUGCUCUACCCAGACACCCUCACCUGGAUCACCUCAGUUUCGUUUUUCCUGCUCUUUUUUCAUGUUUGUACAUUUGUGUGUAGUUUUGUGGCAAAAAUGUUUAUUGCAGAAAAAGAAACAUAUACCAAACAGAAAAGUGAAUAUUUCUGAAGCUGUUUUUCUUUCCUCACACACUCAAAC
Molecule: messenger RNA, 2289 nt
Organism: Pelmatolapia mariae (spotted tilapia)
Lineage: Eukaryota; Metazoa; Chordata; Actinopteri; Cichliformes; Cichlidae
Exons: 20
Coding region: 1-2103 (700 amino acids)
Biological process (GO): proteolysis
Cellular component (GO): cytoplasm
Molecular function (GO): calcium ion binding; calcium-dependent cysteine-type endopeptidase activity
Source: RefSeq, a predicted model, not a curated record